UGUCAUCAAGAACGUUCACCAGUUUCGUUCCGUAUACCCAUCAUCGAUGCAGCGGGGUGUGUACGUGGUUUAGUUUAUGCACAUACUGAUAGACCAUGCUAGGUCGCUCUGCGAAGGGAAACGCGUCUGGAUUUGUUGCCUGUGCAAGCGCUGUUUCUCUGUGUGAUUGGGGAUGUUUGUGACGACCGAAGAGCGCGCGCAGCUCAGUUCAAAGCGAUCGGUUAUCAUGUAAAGUAGGCAUAUGGUGCGGUCGCGAGUGUUGCUUUGACUGGUGUGUUUUGUUUUUUUUUUUUACCAUAGUGAACAACUGAAAAACGUGCCAAAACGGAUAUUGAUCCUUUUAAUCCUAAAUGAGCUGAUCGUAACAUAGGAGAGCCGAAGAAAAUCUGCGAAAAUGGUUGUCUAUUCAUAUAGCAUUUCAAUAUUCGCUACCAUCAGUGCUGGAUUGGUCUUCGUGUUCGGAAUCAUAGGAAAUCUCCUCACAGUAAUAGCGCUCCUAAAAUAUCAAAAAUUACGAAAACACCCAACAACAGUGUUUGUGCUGUCUCUCAGUAUAUCUGAUCUCUUCUUUUGUGCAGUAAAUAUGCCGCUUACAGCAAUCAGGUUCCUUAAUCAGCAAUGGACUCUAGGCCCAGAACUAUGCAAAGUGUUCCCAGUGUUUUUCUACGGUAACGUUGCAGUAUCAGUACUGAGUAUGGUUGGCCUGACCAUCAACCGAUAUACAUUGAUACUACACCCAAAUCGGUAUUCUGGGAUAUAUACUCCGAUCAGUCUGUUCUUCCAACUGUUUUUGAUAUGGGGUUUCUCAUUUGGCAUAAUGUUGCUUCCAUUAUUCGAAGUAUGGGGUCGAUUAGGACUCGACGAGGAAACUUUUUCCUGUACCAUUCUCAAGAAGAAUGAUAGCUCACCAAAGAAAUUCAUUUUUCUGUUUGGAGUCUUGGUUCCAUGCAUAGUCAUCUCAAUUUCCUACUCCUGUAUAUUCUACGCGGUUCACAAACAAAGAUCGAAGUUAAAGGCACAUAAGGCAUCGGGUAGAAUCGAGUCCUUUUUCCGCAACAAAGAAGACUGUCGGUUAACAGUGACACUUCUUACAAUAUACCUAUGCUUUCUGAUAUGCUUCUUUCCACUAAUGAUUGCUAAUGUGAUCGAAGAUGAUGGUUCACAUGCUCACCUGCACGUAUUUGCCUCGGUGCUCGCGUGGAUGUCAGCAGUUAUCAACCCAUUCAUUUAUGCUAUCGGCAGUCAGAAUUACAGGCACGCCUACACAAAACUUCUGUCGGAAAUGUGUUUCUGGAAGACAAACGUCGAACUGCGUUCAUUCGACGAGAUCAACAAGUCCCGAACGGUUGACCAUUUAUAGCAACAUGAACUGGUGAUAAUUGAUGCAGCGAAUAAAAGACUUAGCUAUAUUUUAGUUAUCACAGUUA
This is a messenger RNA of Malaya genurostris, 1427 nucleotides long. RefSeq names its product protein trapped in endoderm-1 (gene Tre1). The transcript has 6 exons. The record is from RefSeq and is a predicted model, not a curated record. NCBI's taxonomy places the organism in Eukaryota, Metazoa, Arthropoda, Insecta, Diptera, Culicidae. Bases 395 to 1360 code for a protein of 321 amino acids. Gene Ontology annotation, cellular component: membrane. Gene Ontology annotation, biological process: G protein-coupled receptor signaling pathway. Gene Ontology annotation, molecular function: G protein-coupled receptor activity.